ACAAAAAUAAACUACCGCUUCGCUUAAUCAAUUCAGCCCUCCUCCACCUCCACCAACUUACAAAUCAGAACUUCACGAAUCCCAUACAAAUCCUUCCCUCAUUAAUCAUGGUGGUUUAAUGCCUUCAACAUCUUUACCUUCCGUAAAUCCUGUACCCGUAUCUUCACAACCGGCUCUUUCUCCGAUCACCUCACUUAAUGGAGGAAAUUCUGGAAAUGAAUAUCAUAUGUCUCAUCAUAUUCAUCAACAUCAAACUAAUUCUAAUACGAAUGCGGCCACUUAUCAUCAUUCUCCUCCAAUUGAACAUGCUCAACAACCAUUAAAUCAAGAAGUUACAAAUUAUAGUAGUACUGUAACUCCUGUAAGCAUGCCUUCUCCACCUGCUAGUAUUCCUCCUUCUCAAUCAAAUUUAAGAUUUGAGAUUUUGCUCGAGGCUCCUACUGCUGCUGCUCAACGAACUGAUGAAACUCCAAUGACUUACCUUAAUAAAGGUCAAUAUUAUGGUUUAUGUAUUCAAGACCAAGAUAAAAUUGAUGGUGAAUUUACAACUAUUAUUAAAAUAAUGUUUCAUGAUGAUACUCACCGUAAAUUGGCUUCAACUUAUUGGAGUUUUUGGUUAACACAACAAAAUUCUCCAAAGAAUGCUAGAGCUAUCGAUAUUGAUAAAGCUGCAUCAACAGGAAUUAGUAAUGUAGAAACAAAAUCGUUUGAUCGCUUACAAUUUCGCUGGCAUGGAAAGAAAGGUGCAAAGAUUUUCAUACGAUUUAGUUGUCUUUCCACUGAUUUUUCACGGAUAAAGGGUGUUAAAGGAAUUCCUUUAAGAAUUCAAGUGGAAACCAAAAGUGAUAAUGGAUCAACUUGUACAACUUUGGAAAAAUCUUUUGCAAAAAUUAAAUUAUUUAGAGAUAAGGGUGCUGAACGUAAAAAUAAAGAUGAUCAAAAACAUAUUGAAAAAAUGUGUGAAAAAAUGAGAGGUAAAACUCAAGAAACGACACCCAUGAUCAUGAUGUACGCUCCACCGCAUUCUGUAACAUUAUUUAAUGAAAUGACUGGUACCAAUGAAGUGUCCGACGAUGCCGAUGUUUUAAACCUUUCGGAAUCUUUAAAUAAUCUUGAUGAUGUUGAAGGAGGUGACCUUAUACCUCUACCAUUAGGUAAACGUAGAAGAUUUUCUAUGGGACCUGAUUUUUUGGAACCACUGGAUUGUGAUCCAACAUAUAUUCCACAUUUAAGAAAAAAACGAGCAGUGCUUUGUAUCUAUGUUAAAUUACCGGGUGAGGCUGCGUAUCGCGCUAUUUAUUUAAAUCAUCUUACUCUCCAGGAUCUUAUAUCUAAAUUAUCUGAAAAGCUCUCCGAAAAAAUUGAUCUCCAAGGUCAACAGAUUACGAGUGUUGUCAGAUGCACUAAACGUAAUCUUACCGUUCGCAUUGAUGAUGAUUCAAUUCAUCAACUUGAAGAUGAAACUGAUAUGGAAGUAGAUGUUCAACUUAAUCAAGAUGGGACAGUACAAUUAACAUUGAAGUAUUGAUUUUAAAAAGGAAAAAAAAAAAAAAAAAAAUAUAU
Rhizophagus irregularis DAOM 181602=DAOM 197198 is the source of this 1563-nucleotide messenger RNA. Lineage: Eukaryota; Fungi; Glomeromycota; Glomeromycetes; Glomerales; Glomeraceae. The record is from RefSeq and is a predicted model, not a curated record.